AUGGGAAGAUUAGACAUUUUAAGAUACUUGGUGGAAUCGUUUACCUUUAAACCAAUGAAAUCAUUCUCAAAUUCACCAGAUUUAUUGUAUAUUGCUGCUUCUCGAGCGAAAUUAGAUAUCAUGUAUUAUCUUGUCGAACAUUGUCAACCAAUCAAAUGGGCAUAUCAAUACGCUAGACAUGCAGCAUCACUCUCUGGAGAUAUCAAAGUAUUGGAAUACGCUUGUAAACUAUUCAAUGAAAAUAAAAAUAGUUUUACCUAUAGUUCAACUUACAAUCCAUUCAAUGGUGCUGCAUCUAAAGGUGACUUGCAGAUGAUCAAAUGGUUGGAAAUCAAUUGUAUUGAUGACUUGAGUAAUUCGAGAAUGUGUGAAUAUGCAGUCAGAAAUGGUCAUAUAAAUGUAGUUCAAUAUCUUUUGAAUCACGAAAAUAUUGAAAUAAGUCAAGGCGAUAGAGGUAGAUCUGCAGGUUCAUUGUUUGAUAUCGCUGCUACGGCCAAUCAAUUUGAAAUGGUACAGUUUCUUUAUAACAAUAAUAUAAGAGAGGCUGACUAUUUUUCAGUGGAUUCCAUUAUCUAUAAAGGGAGUUUGGAAAAGAUAAUAUGGUUUCACGAACAUGGCUAUCGAAAUAUAACAGAAAGAGCGAUGGAUUAUGCAGCCAUGAGCGGAAGUUUUGAUAUCUUGGAGUGGUUGUUCAAAAAUAAUGGUGGCGCAGGUUUAACUACUGAUGCAAUGGAUGACGCUGCAGCGUAUAAUCGCUUCGAUGUCUUGAAAUGGCUCCAUCGAAAUACAACCCAAGGAAUGACAACCGAUGGAUUCGAUCAAGCAGUUGUCAAUGGUCAUAAGGGUAUCGCCAAAUGGCUGAACCUCAAUAGAACAGAAGGAUGUACAGCUGAUGCAUAUAAAUACGCUGUCGAGUUGAAUGAUUUAGAAUUCCUAAUAUGGCUGCACAACAGUAAGAGUACCACCGAAAGAUACACAAUCGAUGCUAUUUCAAAAGGAGUUGAAAUAGGUAAUUUGGAGAUUGUUAAAUGGUUGAUAGAGAACUACAGUAAUGACGAAUCAUAUGAUUCAACAAUUCUAAUCAAUGAGGCAAUUGAUAGCAAUCAUUUUCAUUUGGUAGAAUGGCUCUAUGAUGAUCGUGUAUCUGCGAAAUUCGAUCAUAUGUCUCUUAACAAAGCAAUCGAAACUGGAAAUCGUGAUAUGAUAAAAUGGAUAAACGAUAGAAGAGCUAUUGGUCAACUUGAAUGGUUAUUUGACAACCUAACAACAAUGACCUAUAGUUUCAUCAAGGAAUUUGAAACAUUCCUUAACAAAACAUUUAACCCAGGUAAUCGUGAUGAAAUUGUAUUCAAUAGAUUGAUAUUCAAUCAUGUAUAUAGUUUAGAUAGUGAUAGAAAAAAGUAUAGGUGGAAUGAUCUCAUUGUUAAACCAGAGGUUUUGGCUGGUCAUGGCUAUGUUGACCUCCUAAUAGAAUAUUUCAGCAAAGUUGAUGUAUCUGCCUUUGCUAGACUACAGACCUUUGAUAUUCAUGAUAUCAUGCUAAAUGCAAUCAAAAACGGUGUAAAUACUCUUGCGAUUAUCAAAUACUUUGUAAAUGCACUUGGUAACGAUUUUAAUCGGUUCAGUCAAAAAGACUACAAUCUAAUGUUGGACUGUGCAGAGCAUGGUAGAUUGGAGAUAAUACAGUAUCUCGAAACACUACCGCGCAUAAAGUGGAACUUUAUCGAUGCGAUGUGCGUUGCACCGCUCUCGAAUGACAUGAACAUUCUGCAGUAUGUCUCCUCGAAAAUAGACCAAAAAGAAUACACCAACUAUAAACAUUCACCUUUUCUCAAUGUUUUUGAUAACGCUGCUUAUAUUGGUCGUGUCGAUAUGAUUGAAUGGCUGGCAGUGAACCGUUCUGAACAGAGAGUUCCAAAUCAAAUGUACAUGUUUGCCGUCAUCGGCAACCACAUACCGGUUCUGGAGUACUUGAAGCGUGAGAAUAAAGAUUCAUACAAUUAUACGAAUGAAAAAAUAAUGGAUAUCGCAGCGAAACACAACAGUUUCGAAGCUCUCCAGUGGCUUCAUAGAAAUGGUAUUGGCGAGUGUUCUAGUCGUGCAAUGGAUUGGAGUGCUGCAAAAGGUCAUCUAAGGAUCAUACAGUGGCUUCACGCCAAUCGCACAGAAGGCUGUAAAGAUGCUGCUAACAUAGCAGCAAAAGCCGGUUUCUUAGAUGUCAUUCAAUAUUUGCAUCAUAACAACAUGAAGGGAUUCGAUACGAAGACAAUGAAUAACAGUGCAGCUAAUAAUCAUCUUUCAAUAGUUAAGUUCUUACAUCAUAAUCGUAGUGAAGGUUGUACUACCGACGCACUUGAUCAAGCUGCUGGUUACGGUUUCACGGACGUGGUAAAGUUCCUCCAUUUCAAUCGUAGUGAAGGUUGUACAAAGGAUGCUACUAUAAUUGCAGCUGGUAAUGGAUUCUUGGGUAUCGUUGAGUUUCUAUUGGUGAAUAGACCUGGUGAGGCUCGUAUAUUUAAAAUAGUAGAAAGAGCAAUCGAAAAGAACCGUUUGGAAGUAGUUAAAUGGAUAAUAGAAAAUAGAAGUGAAUGUACUGCACAACAAGCAUUAGAGUUUGUAAUUGAACCAAAUGGUCAUAUUUAUGAAUAUUUACAAAGUGUUAUAAAUAAUACUACAAAAAACAACCAAAUAACCAAAAAAGAAGGAGAAGAAAAAGAAAAAGUUGACGGUGAUGAUGGUGAAGAACAAAUACUGAAAAAAUAA
Molecule: messenger RNA, 2763 nt
Organism: Heterostelium album PN500
Lineage: Eukaryota; Evosea; Eumycetozoa; Acytosteliales; Acytosteliaceae
Exons: 3
Coding region: 1-2763 (920 amino acids)
Molecular function (GO): protein binding
Source: RefSeq, a predicted model, not a curated record